UCUCAACCACUGAAUACUUUCAACUGGCAAUCAGUUGAGAGUGUCCGCCAUUUUAGUGGAAGAGAGAUUUUGAAAUUCGUGUUUAACUGUGAGAGACAAAGUUACAUUUUUUAACUUGAAAGUUUUUUUCAGACGAAACGAAAUAAUUUGGUUUUUAGGACUUCAGGUUUAUUGAAAAAGUAAGACAACUGAAAAGUUAAUUAACAAUGUCAUUCCCACCGCAUGGGCCACCUAUGACAUGUCCAGGGAUGCCACCUCUUCCUCCAAUGAUGCCACCACCCUACACUAUGCCUCCAAUGGGAGGGAUGAUUCCAAUGACAAUGGGAAUGAUGCAUGCACCAAUGAUGACGCACGUUCCCAUGUCCUUACCUGUGUCUAUGCCAUUAAUGACAACCUCCAAACCAUUUAUUAAGAAGACCAACAUUACAAAUUCAGUGUCAAAGAUAGAGACUACAGGUGUAAACAUUGACAAGUCUGUACCAAAGGGUCCUCCAGUAACAGUUUUUGUAGGCAACAUAACUGAGCGUGCUUCUGACUUAUUAGUGAGACAGAUUUUACAAAGAUGUGGUAUAGUAAUGAACUGGAAGAGAGUCCAAGGUGCUAAUGGUAAACUACAAGCUUUUGGUUUUUGCGAAUAUGCUGAUCCUGAAUCAGCAUUGAGAGCUAUAAGGCUUUUACAUGACUGGGAUAUAGGAGAUAAAAAGUUAGUGGUAAAAGUUGAUGCCAAAACCAAAGAAAAGCUAGAUGACUAUAAAGCCACAAAAAGAGCUGCAACACAGACUCAAAAAGAAAAGGAAGACUCUUCUGACCAAGAAGAGAAGCAUGAGAAAGAGGAAGAUCUAGAUGAGGAGACCAAAAGAAGUGAUAGCAUCAUCAAGGCAGGGAUUCAGCAAAUUUUAAAUGAGCAUGCUGGGGAACUAUCCAGAACUUUAGAGGCCAAAGAAAGCCCAAAACACAAGAAAACAGAAGAAAGUACCAAAACAAUUGUGGAUAAAGAUAAAAAAAAUUCUCUUGAUGACAUGGAGCUUGAGGAAGAUCAGAAGUCACUAAUUCAUCGAGAAAUUGAUAAGUUUAGGGAUACUUACAAGAAAGCAGAGGAAGAAAAUGAGAAAGAAAAGGAACGUCGUGAGAGAGAUAGAAAAGAUAGGGAUAGAGAUCGUGAACUUAGAGAGCGGGAUAAGGUGAGGGAGCGAAGAGAAAGGAGAGAAAGAGAAAAAAGUAUGGAACGUUCAAAAGACAGAGAACGUGACAGAAUGAGAGAAAGGGAGAAUCUAAGAGAUAACUCUCCCGCCGACCAUCCUCGAGAGAGGAUGAUUGACAGAUCUCGUUCCCUCUCUCGUGAAAAGGAGAGAGACUGGUCCAAGGAAAGAGAGAGAUCCAGGGAAAGGUCAAAAGAUAGGGAUCGAGACUGGCAGAGAGAUAAAGAAGAGGAUGAAGAUUUGCAUGAACGAAGGAAAUUGGAACGUAAACUGAGAGAAAAGGAAGCUGCUUAUCAAGAGCGACUGAGAAAUUGGGAAAGCAGAGAGAGAAGAAAGCUAAAAGAAUAUGAGAAAGAGAAACAAAAAGAAGAUGAAAGAAGAAAAGAAGAGUACAAAGAAGCUAAAAGGCUAAAAGAGUUCUUGGAAGACUAUGAUGAUGAUAGAGAUGACCCUAAAUAUUACAAGGGAAAUGCUCUUGCAAGAAGGUUAAAGGAGCAUGAAAAAGAACUUGAAGCUGAUGAUAGGGAUCGUCACAAAGAGAGAGAAGAGAUUGAAGAAUUAAAGAGACGACUUGCUGAGGAAGGUCAUCCUGAUCCUCUAGGAGAGGCUAAUAGAAUUUAUCAAGAAGAAGAUGCUAAAUUAAUGAAGAACAGAAUAAAGCCAGAACCUCUUGAAUCUGAGAAUGAAGAAGAACUACCAGAGAUCAAGCCAAAAAAACCUUUGGUGAAAAAAGAAAAGUCUCCUCGCAAAGAACUAGAACAAACAAAACUAGUCAAACCUAUAGAAGAAGACAGUGCACCUAAUAGUUUGUCAGGCUUCUCUGAUGUUACCAUUCCCAGUGAAGAGGUCAAGCCCAUAGGAUUUGUGGGUUUGAAGCUAGGAGGUUCCAGUCCACAUUAUGGGUCUCGCAGCCCACCUGCACCAACAACUCCCACAGCUUCUAACAAUGAAAGCAGUAGUCAGAAAAAGAAACGGCUUACUGUGGAAGAUGUGUUUAAUGCCAAUGAAGAUGAUGCAAUGGAGCAAAAGAAGAGGAGAAAACUGAUUCCCUUGGAUGAUACACAGGAGGAUGGAAAAUCUUCACCAUCCACACAGCAGAUGACAACUGAGGAAAAGAGGAAGCAUAUUAAAAACCUAAUUGACAAGAUUCCGACUGCUAAAGAAGAUCUUUUUGCAUACAACAUUGACUGGAGUCUUGUAGACAAUUCUCUGAUGGAGAGGAGAAUCAAACCUUGGAUCAACAAGAAGAUUGUGGAAUAUAUUGGUGAAGAAGAGCCUACUUUAGUUGGCUUUAUCUGUACGAAAGUGUUGGCUGCAAGUCCAGCUCAGAGUAUUCUGGAUGAUGUUUCAAUGGUACUAGAUGAAGAAGCAGAGGUGUUUGUUGUGAAGAUGUGGCGUUUGUUAAUUUAUGAGAUAGAAGCUAAAAAGUUGGGUCUCAUGAAAUAAGUUUUGUAUUCUAGUUAUUGAUGUUUGUACAUAUACAUCAUGUAAAAAAAAAGAAAGAAAAAAAAAGCUCUACCUAUUUCCAGUUUGCUUAAGACAUCUAGUUUUACAAACUUUGUUGAUUCAUUGCAACAUUGUGACUUCAUUUUCCCAGUUAAUGGACUUUUCAAAGCAUAAAUUUAACGUGUCUUAAGUUAAAGGUUAGGCUGUACAAGUUAAGGGUAAGACACCUGUUAAAAUAUGGUUUGGGAUAUAUUCUCUUCUGGUUCAGGGUCUUUUACUAAAGGCCAGUGAGUAAAACAUGAUUGAGGAAAAUGGACCAGGUUUGUCAUAAUGUAAAAAAAGUGGACUGUUUAAAUACUUGAUGUAAUAGUUUUAAUGUAGUUCAGGCAAGCAGACUUUGUGGAUGGAAAACACUGGAAAUGUAACAACUUGAAAUGUUCCUGAUGGAAAUUAAACUUUGGACUAUAUGUGUGCUACAUGA
This is a messenger RNA of Limulus polyphemus (Atlantic horseshoe crab), 3126 nucleotides long. RefSeq names its product RNA-binding protein 25-like. Lineage: Eukaryota; Metazoa; Arthropoda; Merostomata; Xiphosura; Limulidae. The transcript is spliced from 19 exons. Gene Ontology annotation, cellular component: spliceosomal complex. Gene Ontology annotation, biological process: regulation of alternative mRNA splicing, via spliceosome; mRNA processing. The record is from RefSeq and is a predicted model, not a curated record. Gene Ontology annotation, molecular function: mRNA binding. Bases 207 to 2645 code for a protein of 812 amino acids.